ACAGUCGUAUGUCGAGAAAUAAUCACCGCCAAAGUCGCAAGAGCAAAAGAACUUAUCGGGAAUUUUUGUGUGGAAUACGGGUACAAUUGCGUUAAUCAGUUAUCAAUUGAUCAUUGAUUUCCGGGGCAAAUCAUGGCUGGCUAUUGUGCUGUUGCCCCUUCUCCCAGUUGGAUUAUUUCGAUCCGUCUCUCCACUAUGCUCUCAAUUUCAGAGCCGGCGAAACAGUCGCACACUGUCGUUUCUUCCUAACCGAAUUCGUCCGGUGGUAACUCUUUGUCUUAUCGCCCCCCUCUCUUGCUGAAUACUGGCUAAUGUUGUGAAUAUCCAUGAUGUGAUUAUCGGGAAUUAUAGGACAGGCGAUACUGACGACGAAUCGGCUUCAUCUUUCAGUCGGGAGACGAAAUUGCGCUGGGGGUUCGAAUUCGAAAUUUUUUCUGUCUCGAGUUCGGGUUGAGCUUGAGAUUACGAACGACGUUGGAAUACGGAGGACAGUUAUCGGAUGGUCUUCGGAAAUGGACCUCCUCGUGUAUCUGUUGCCCGUUAUUGUGCUCGUGAUUUCGUGCGGCUUUGAGAGUCGUGAUAAGUUUAGGUAUUAUGGGAAAUUUGUGCUUUAUGGGGUGUGGAGUUCUAUCGUGGCUGUACUCAUGCUGCCGUGGAUUCUCGUCGACUCGCCCGGACACGUGAAGCAUGCCAGGCAUGCCUCGAUAUUCUUACGACUGUAUACACAACUUUUGGGCAUCAAAUGGGAACUUCGGGGCGUGGAGGAGAUCCACAAAGCCGAGGCGUGUGUGGUCGUGGUGAAUCAUCAAAGUAUAUUAGAUAUUUUAGGUUUAUUCAACAUUUGGACGACACUGGGAAAUCUAGCUGCAGUAGCAAAAAACGCUUUGUUGUGGGUAAUUCCCUUCGGUCCCAUUGCGUGGUUAGCUGGUACCGUAUUCAUUGAUCGUAAAAAUGGCAAAGCAUCGAUGGAAACAUUAAUCACUGUUGUAAACAAAUCCCAGGGCCAAGCUACGAAGCUGUUAAUCUUCCCAGAAGGCACGAGGAAUAAAGAUAUUUUAUCAAAUGGAAUUCAGACAUUCAAGAAGGGCGCCUUCAAGAUAGCGAUUGAUAAUCGCUUGCCGAUUCUACCUCUCGUUUUUUCACCUUACUACUUCAUCGAUGAGAAGACAUGCUUUUUCGGACAUGGAAGGGUGAUAAUCAGUGCCCUAGAGCCGAUUCCCACGGAGAAUCUAACUCCCACCGACGUGGAAGAAUUGAUGACCAAGACACACUCAAUAAUGCAGAAAGAGUUCGAAUCUCUGACAAAAGAAGUGCUCUCAACCGUGCCGCAGGACUAUCCCGCCAACGUCCAGUGGCGCCAGGAACACUUCAAAAAUAUGAAUAGCUGAUAACUCAACCCCCAUACUCGGAGAGAAAUAUUCAAUAAAAAUGACGUAUCUUUUCCGUAAUUCCGGGGCGAAAUGUGGUUGUAGGAAAUUU
This is a messenger RNA of Diachasma alloeum, 1479 nucleotides long. Its product is annotated as 1-acyl-sn-glycerol-3-phosphate acyltransferase beta. Gene Ontology annotation, biological process: phosphatidic acid biosynthetic process. The transcript is spliced from 5 exons. Gene Ontology annotation, cellular component: endoplasmic reticulum; membrane. The record is from RefSeq and is a predicted model, not a curated record. Gene Ontology annotation, molecular function: 1-acylglycerol-3-phosphate O-acyltransferase activity. The coding region runs from base 513 to 1388 and encodes 291 amino acids. Lineage: Eukaryota; Metazoa; Arthropoda; Insecta; Hymenoptera; Braconidae.